AUGUCAGCUUCAGGGAAGGAAACACCGGGCAAUGAACCGGAAAAGCCGUUCCAGUUCGACUUCACUGUCAACAGUCAGUCGACGAGAGACGGCGCUUCAGAAGCCAGCUCCGCGACUCUUAGUGGAGGUCGCGACGACUCGCGCGAGAACACACCGAGCACCCAACCCCAAGAGUCGCCUCUCACGAACAUGAUCCGUAAGUUAGCAGACCAGCAUCUUGUGGUGGCUCCCAUCAGAACAUCGGUGCGCAAAAAGGGCAAGCGCGUUACCAGUCGGACUGCGCCGGAUGCCACUACACCGCCGAGGAAAGCUCGCUCGGCGGAGAUCGAGGAUGAUGUUGAUGAUGAUGUGCAUGGUGGUCGGACAUUUGACCGUGUAGUAGGCCGGCUGGGUGCGCAGUCACCUCUCGUUUACAUCUACAUGAACUCUUCCAGACGGGAAGAAGAGGAGGCAGAUGCACUGGGCUGGCAGCAUGGGCGGGUGGAGGAUAUUCCUGAUGAGAAGGUCAAGGAGGCUGGGCGGCGUCGAAUUGAUGGGAAGGAGAAUGCAAAGCCAACGGCUUAG
Baudoinia panamericana UAMH 10762 is the source of this 564-nucleotide messenger RNA. RefSeq lists its product as uncharacterized. The coding region runs from base 1 to 564 and encodes 187 amino acids. NCBI's taxonomy places the organism in Eukaryota, Fungi, Ascomycota, Dothideomycetes, Mycosphaerellales, Teratosphaeriaceae. The transcript has a single exon. The record is from RefSeq and is a predicted model, not a curated record.